Selaginella moellendorffii is the source of this 890-nucleotide messenger RNA. RefSeq names its product ferritin-2, chloroplastic. The transcript is spliced from 8 exons. The record is from RefSeq and is a predicted model, not a curated record. Gene Ontology annotation, biological process: intracellular iron ion homeostasis; iron ion transport. Gene Ontology annotation, cellular component: cytoplasm. NCBI's taxonomy places the organism in Eukaryota, Viridiplantae, Streptophyta, Lycopodiopsida, Selaginellales, Selaginellaceae. Gene Ontology annotation, molecular function: ferrous iron binding; ferric iron binding. Bases 6 to 815 code for a protein of 269 amino acids.
UCGCUAUGGCGCCUGUGGCUGCUCUUCGUUUGCAUCCCGGCGUCUUGAUUCAUGCCGCGGGAGCUGCCGCUCCAUCAGUGAAGCCCGGCCGCGGCGCAUUUGGAGCUGGGGAGCGCAAAUGCGGGAGGGUGUUCUCGCAGGGGCGGGAUUCCGGGAAUGGAUACUUCAGGGCCAGGGCCGAGAUCCAAAGCUCGGAAUCGCUCACGGGUGUUGUGUUCCAGCCCUUUGCCGAGGUCCAGGAAGCCCUGUCGGAGGUCUCCUUGUCCAAAUCGGUGUCGCUCGCGCGCCAGCGCUUCUCUCAAGCCUGUGAAGCUGCUAUCAACGAUCAAAUCAACGUUGAGUACAAUGUCUCUUACAUCUACCAUGCGUUGUUUGCGUACUUCGAUCGGGACAACGUUGGGCUUCCAGGCAUGGCAAAGUACUUUAAGAAUGCUAGUGAAGAGGAGAGGGAGCACGCCGAGACUUUGAUGAAGUACCAGAACUUGCGAGGUGGAAGGGUGAAGCUACAAACAAUACUACCGCCCGAGAUGGAGUUUGACAACGCAGAGAAAGGAGAUGCUCUAUAUGCUAUGGAGCUCGCACUAGCUCUGGAAAAGCUCACGAACGAGAAACUUCUGGCCUUACACAGAGUUGCAAGUGAGAAUGACGACCCCCAAAUGGCCGACUUCGUCGAGAGCAGCUUCCUCACCGAGCAAGUGGAGAGCAUAAAAAAAAUCUCGGAGUACGUGAGCCAGCUCCGAAGAACAGGCCAAGGACAUGGGGUGUACCACUUUGAUCUCCAUCUCCAAAAUGUCGACAUAGAAGAGACAGUGUAGAAGAGGCGCAUUAGUGAUGACGUGGCACUAUGAUGACGUGAAAGGAAUAAAACCGGAACCAAAUUUCUAGGGUUA